AUGGCAGAGAAGCGAGCAAACGCGGAUAUCGAGGAUAUCCUGAGCGUUCAUCAAAGAGAAACAAAAACUACCGAGUGGGCCCGAUUUUUGCCCUUGAUUCAAUAUCGUAAAAACAUCAGAUAUCAUUCCGCGAUUACUAAGGAAGAAGUUUUGUCAGACGACGACGAAAUCCAGCAAACAAGUGCCUACGAGGAGGAGAAAACGCUUCAGGAAGAUAAUUCUACUCGUUACGCCGAUCUACGACCUGUAAGCUUCAUGGACUCAAUUGAGAGUGGUGUUGAGAAAUUUCCUGAAUUCGCAAAUCAGAGGAAUAAUGACGCCGACUUUCAACUUGGGAUUGUUGGUCAAAUGCUUGGUGUUCAAAAAGAUGAGGAGCAAGCGGAAAUCGAUUGUCUACACGAUUCGAUUAUGAUGGAAAGACAUGGAGCCCAUUCUGCUCAGGAGAAUCAGGCACGAAAGAUGCUUCACGCCAGUGAACAAAGAUUUGCACCAAUUGAUGUUGGACAAAAUGUUUUGAUGCCAAUUCCUUUCGUUACAGCUGUAACUGAUGGUUUUUACUCGAUCGGGACACAAAACAUUGGGCAAACAUUCACUAGGAAUCAACUGGCUCCAUGUGGAGCUGAAUUCUUCUCGAUCAAUUCAAUUCCGGACGGGGAGACAUCGUUGAGAACUGCUGUUGGGGCAGCAUCGAUCUCUGGGAGCCAAGGUCGCGCUCAUUGCUUGUGGCUGAGCGGAU
Molecule: messenger RNA, 736 nt
Organism: Mesorhabditis belari
Lineage: Eukaryota; Metazoa; Nematoda; Chromadorea; Rhabditida; Rhabditidae
Source: the annotation of a GenBank genome assembly